GAUGGGGGUCAUCUAACCUCUGCUUGAACAUGUCCAGUGACGGGGAGCUCACUACUUAACAAAGCAGACUGUUUUAUUUUGGACAGAUUUUUUUUCUUCAUGAGUGACAAAAGAAGCGGAGUUACAGUGGGAAGAACAUCAUCCUUGCUAUGCUUCGAGGCACCAUAUUGGGAAUGGAUAGAGAGAUAGAAACAACCUAGUUCCUGCUCUCAAGAAGCUCACAAGCAAAGAAGGAGGGGAUCUCUUGCUGCAGCCCCAGCGAGGAGCAGCUAUGGACAAGAUCCUGGAAGCUGUGAUGGUAUCUUCCUACCCCACCAACGUGAAGCAAGGGCUGGCACGGAGGGUGAUCGAGGCGGCAAAGCAACCCAUGGACAGUGCGCAGUGCUGGGCCAUGCUGGAGCUGUCCACCAAGCUCUUCCUGGUGGGCGACACCAAGUUCAAGCGGGAGAUCGGGCAGGAGGUCCUGGAGGUCUAUGGCCGAUACCACCUAGAGGCCUUCCUGGAGUUCUUUAAUGCCCAUUUCCUCCUGACUCUGCUCCAGGAAGGCUAUGGGACCCCAGGCCACCCCAGCCCCUAUGUGCUGGAUUUCGUCCAGCUGGGUCUGCAGUUCAUCCCGGAGGGCCCGGUGGCCGAGGGUGUCUUUGCCUUGCUCCGCCUAGAAGUCCUGAGAAAGGUGUGUGAACGGCCUGGGCCCAGGCAAUGUGCCAAGGUGGCUCGCCUCCUGGGCCAGUACCCACGCUGCAUUCCAGAUGGCAGACACCGGCUGCUCUUCUGCCAGCAGCUGGUCCGCUGCGUCGGGCAAUUCCAGUGCCUGGCAGAGGGAGAGGAGGGCAUUGUGGAGUUCUUGAGCCAUGUGAAUCGAGUGAGUGGGCUCUUGCCUAAAAUUUGGAGGGCUCAAGCCUCAUCCAUCCUGCCAUCCCUAAAGGAGCUGUUUGCCAUCAUCUCCUCCACAGAGGAGCAGGAGCCUCCCUCCAAUGCCCUGGCCAGCGUUGUCCAGUAUGUGCCUCUAGAGCUUAUGGACGGGGUGAUCAGAAACCUCACGAAUGAUGAUAGCAUCACAGAUGCCCAGAUGAUGACAGCUAUCAGCAGGAUGAUCGACUGGGUAUCUUGGCCCCUGGGAAAAAACAUAGACAAAUGGAUCAUCACGUUGCUAAAGGGCCUAGCAGCCGUUAAGAAGUUCAGCAUUUUGAUUGAAGUCUCUCUCUCCAAAAUAGAGAAGGUUUUCUCCAAACUGCUCUACCCCAUUGUGAGGGAGUCUGCGCUGUCUGUGCUCAAGUAUAUGCUUCUGAGUUUCCAGCACUCCCAUGAAGCCUUCCACCUGCUUCUUCCUCACAUCCCCAAAAUGGUGGCCUCCCUGGCAGAAGAGGACUCCAACUCCCGAGCAAACUGCUUGGAAGAACUGGCAGAGCUAAUCCACUGCAUGGUGUUCCGCUUCUCAGGCUUCCCAGACCUGUAUGAGCCUGUCAUGGAGGCCAUCAAGGACCUCCACGUUCCCAACGAAGACAGGAUCAAGCAGCUCCUGGGACAGAACGCCUGGACCUCCCAGAAGAACGAGCUGGUCUGCUUCUACCCCCGGCUGGCAGCCAAGUCGGACACAGGCAAGAUCGGGCUCAUCAACCUGGGGAACACCUGUUACAUGAACAGCGUGAUCCAGGCUCUGUUUAUGGCCUCUGACUUCCGACACUGUGUUCUGCAUCUUCCUGAAGACAAUUCUCAGCCCCUGAUGACCAAGCUGCAAUGGCUUUUUGCCUUCCUCGAACACAGCCAGCGGCCUGCUGUCUCUCCAGAGAGCUUCCUGUCUGCUUCCUGGACUCCCUGGUUCAGUCCCGGUGCUCAGCAGGACUGCUCUGAGUACCUGAAGUAUCUGCUGGAUCGAUUGCACGAAGAGGAGAAAACAGGGAAGAGAAUUUGCCAGAAGCUCAAACAAUCAAACACACCGUCCCCACCAGAGGAACAUCCCACCCCAAGCCCAACAGCCGUAGAGAAAAUGUUCGGUGGGAAGAUUGUGACACGGAUCCGCUGUCUCCGCUGCCUUAACAUCUCCACCAGAGAGGAAGCAUUCACUGACCUCUCCCUGGCCUUUCCACCCCCCGACCGCCGUCGCCGUCGCCUGGGCUCUGUCAUGCUGCCAGUGGAAGAUGUCAGGGUCCAAGGCCCUCCAUCACCGGCCAAGACCCAGGGUGCAGGCACCGAGGGGGCCCGGAGACAGAGAAAGCACUGUAUUGCUGGGGAUGCUCUGCCCCCGGCUGUGAGCAUUGAGAUCCUUGGGUUCAAGGAACCUGGAGGGUACAGAGGCAACUUCAGACAAGAGGAUGAAAAGGAAAAGAAAGAAAAAGAAGAGAACGAUGAUAAAAAGGAAGAGGAGAAGGAAGACGUAGAGAAAAAGGAGAUGGAGGAAAAGGAAAAGGAGGUCGAGAAAAAGAAGGAAGAUGAGAAAGAGAAAGAAAAGGAGGAGAAAAAGAAAGAAGAGGAAGGUUGCCUAGGUCCAAAGACUGGAGGGAACCCGGGGGUUGCCUCUGGGGAGCAGAUGUGUGGCCCUGAGGGUUCUCGGUCAGUCCCAGAUCUUCUCAAUUACUUCCUGUCACCAGAGACUCUGACAGCCGAGAACCGUUAUCACUGUGAGCAUUGUGCCUCCCUGCAGGAUGCAGAGAAGGUGGUUGAGCUGAGCAAGGGACCCCGCUACCUCAUCCUCACCCUUCUGCGCUUCUCCUUCGACCUACGGACCAUGCGUCGGAAGAAGAUCUUGGACAACGUCUCCAUCCCCCUGUUCCUUCGGCUUCCCAUGGCGGGUGCCUGCCCUCAGCAGGACCAGGGCCAGGCCUGUGCAGCCUAUGACCUCUGCAGCGUUGUGGUGCACUCAGGCAUCUCUUCAGAAAGUGGCCAUUACUACUGCUACGCCCGGGAAGGGAAAACAGCCACCGUCAACUCGCCAGGGUCCACGGGUCUCUCAUCUGCUGAAAAGCCCCCAGGACUGGAGAGCCAGUGGUAUUUGUUCAAUGACACUCGGGUCUCCUUCUCCUCCUUCGAGUCAGUCAGUAAUGUCACUUCCUUCUUUCCCAAGGACACAGCUUAUGUGCUGUUCUACAGGCAGCGAGCCAGAGAGGGGAUUAGAGCAGAACCCAGGUCACCCAGACCCCACAGUGAACCAGCCCUCCACAAAGACUUGAUUGAAGCCAUAUCUAAAGACAACAUUCUUUACUUGCAGGAACAGGAAAAGGAAGCCAGGAGCAGAUCAGCCUACAUCUCCGCGCUGCCCAAAUCUCCCCCUUGGGGGAGGGACUUUGAUGAAGACAAGGAUGAAGAUGACGAAGGCUCCCCAGGGGGCUGUGACCCAGCAGCUGGAGGCAACGGCAGCUCCUUCCACAGACUUGUCUUCUAGGGGUCUUGACCCCAAUCCCGUGCUCUCUUCCUAGUCCCCAGCCUGCUCUGUGAUACCCCUUCCCUUGCAAGGCCACCUCAGGCCCCUUCUUCCUUAAGCAGGACAAGACAGGGUGGGCUCAGAGAUUUCACCAUACCAACUGAGGACUUAGGUUGGACAGGGUCCUAUCUUCAAAUAUAGGAAGCAGACUUGUUCUUCCUCGCCUAGCUUCCUAGCAGGAUUAGGAACAAUGGGAGAAAGUCAAGGAGAGCAGAUUUCAGCUCAGAGCUGUCCAAUCAUGGAGCAGGCUACUUCUCCAUGGGGAGUGAGCUCCUCGUCAUGGGAGAUAUUCAACCAAAAGGCAGAUGACCACUUGUUGGGGACAUCGUAGAGGGGAUUUCUAUUCAGGUACAAGUUGAACUACAUGACCUCUGAAGUCCCUUCAAGCUCUGAGAUUCUCUGACUAUACCUUCUGGAGGAAGGCCAUCUAAGGAGGCCAUCUAAGGCCUUUUCUGAGGGGGUAGAGGCAGAGGUUAAUGGUACAGGCCCGGCCUAGGGCCCGUGGGAGUAUGGGCUUUUGGUCAAUUUGCUCUAGGAACUGGGUCCUCAGGACCUGACUCAGAGAGUACCCAAGCAUAGUGCACACAAAAGUCUGUUCAGAUGCCAUAUAAAUUUGUAUCCUCA
Messenger RNA from Phascolarctos cinereus (koala), 4042 nucleotides. NCBI's taxonomy places the organism in Eukaryota, Metazoa, Chordata, Mammalia, Diprotodontia, Phascolarctidae. The record is from RefSeq and is a predicted model, not a curated record.